CAUCCUGCAAGGUGUAGUCCAGAGGUCUUUAAAAGGUGCUGCAGAGAAAGCGAUAGGCAUCGUGCUGGGCUUCCUCGGAGCCUUCCAUUUCUAAGAUCACAUCUUCCGUUUUGGUCUGUUGAAAGACAAGAAGUCCUGUUUGCCAGUUCACCAAGAAGGGCCACCAACAUCUCUUGUCUCAAGAAUGAUCCGGAUCUGGAUGGGCUUGCUGGCCACUGUGGUGAUCCUGGUUGGACACGGAGAGGCUUGGAGCUGCAAGCCGGAGCUGCAAGGCCAUUUUCGUAACUUGGCCAGAGGCCGCCCAGCCUUCCAGUCCUCUCUCUACCCACUCCAUAAUAUUGGCUUGGCCAGCAAAGCUGUGGAUGGGAAUUGCAAUGGGGACUGGUACAACAUCAAGUCCUGCACCCACACCAACCGUGACUAUGAGCCCUGGUGGUACGUGGACCUGGGAGAGGAAUAUGCCAUUGCUACUGUGGUGGUGAAGAACCGGGGGGACUGCUGCGGAGAAAGACUCCAGGGAGCUCAGAUCCGUGUGGGAAACUACGGGGGGAACAACUGCAAAUCCAAUUUCCACUGUGGGACCAUCACAGACACCCGUGCAGGCUCCAUCAGCACCAUCAGCUGCUAUGGGUUCAAGGGCCGCUACGUGAGCAUCAUCAUCCCUAACCGAAGAGAAUGGCUCCAUGUCUGCGAGGUGGAAGUCUAUGGCACCAAGGAGUACAGUCAGUUGUACCACGGCAAGUCCUGCUCCCAUACCCACGAUGACUAUGAGCCCUGGUGGUACGUGGACCUGGGAGAGGAGUAUGCCAUUGCUGCUGUGGUGGUGAAGAACCGGGGGGACUGCUGCGGAGAAAGACUCCGGGGAGCUCAGAGCCGUGUGGGAAACUACGGGGGGAACAACUGCAAAUCCAAUUUCCACUGUGGGACCAUCACAGACACCCGUGCAGGCUCCAUCAGCACCAUCAGCUGCUAUGGGUUCAAGGGCCGCUACGUGAGCAUCAUCAUCCCUAACCGAAGAGAAUGGCUCCAUGUCUGCGAGGUGGAAGUCUAUGGCACCAAGGAGUACAUUCACUCACUUGGAAAGCAGAAAACCUUUGUUUACACUCAGGGCCCUUGCCCAGAGAGCACUGAUUUUGUCAAGGCUGUGGAUAGUGAGAUCCAAGCCACUUUGGGUUUAGCUUGCUUUGCUGUGAUUGGUUCUGACAUCAGCGAGCCAGGAGGAGCAACUGGGGGCUGGUGCAGCUCAUCCAAUGAGAGUGUGAGCCCCGUUUCGGCCGCUCAGCCAAUGUUGAAAGACAAGAAGUCCUGUUUGCCAGUUCACCAAGAAGGGCCACCAACAUCUCUUGUCUCAAGAAUGAUCCGGAUCUGGAUGGGCUUGCUGGCCACUGUGGUGAUCCUGGUUGGACACGGAGAGGCUUGGAGCUGCAAGCCGGAGCUGCAAGGCCAUUUUCGUAACUUGGCCAGAGGCCGCCCAGCCUUCCAGUCCUCUCUCUACCCACUCCAUAAUAUUGGCUUGGCCAGCAAAGCUGUGGAUGGGAAUUGCAAUGGGGACUGGUACAACAUCAAGUCCUGCACCCACACCAACCGUGACUAUGAGCCCUGGUGGUACGUGGACCUGGGAGAGGAAUAUGCCAUUGCUACUGUGGUGGUGAAGAACCGGGGGGACUGCUGCGGAGAAAGACUCCAGGGAGCUCAGAUCCGUGUGGGAAACUACGGGGGGAACAACUGCAAAUCCAAUUUCCAGAUGUUUGCCGUCUGGAUCAGGCUCCUGGGGCUGGCUCUGCUGGCUGGACAUGGAGAGGGACAGAGCUGUGGGGUGAAUGGAUAUGGUCCUAACCUGGCCAGAGGUCGCCCGACAUACCAGUCCUCUAUAUACCUAGAACACGGGCCAGACCUCCUGUCAGGGAAAGCUGUGGAUGGGAUCUGCCAAGGGGACGUGAACGCCCACCGCUCCUGCACCCACACGAACGAGGAUUUGGAGCCCUGGUGGUAUGUGGACCUGGGAAGGCAGUUCCCCAUCGAUGUGGUGAUCGUGAAAAACCGUGGGGACUGCUGUGACGCGAGGCUGCGGGGAGCUGAGAUCCACGUGGGAGACUCCUUGGUUGGACACGGCAAAUUCAACCCCCUCUGUGAGACCAUCCAAGAAACCAGUCUCGGGGCCAUCAGCACCAUCCGUUGCCAGGGGCUCCCAGGGCGCUAUGUCAGCAUCCAUAUCCCCGUUCGGCGUGAAUACCUGACGCUGUGCGAAGUGGAAGUCUAUGCGAUGAAACCAGAGAUGUUUGCCAUCUGGACUGGGCUCCUGGGGCUGGCUCUGCUGGCUGGAUGUGGAGAGGGACAGAGCUGUGGGGUGAAUGGAUAUGGUCCUAACCUGGCCAGAGGUCGCCCGACAUACCAGUCCUCUAUAUACCUAGUACACGGGCCAGACCUCCUGUCAGGGAAAGCUGUGGAUGGGAUCUGCCAAGGGGACCUGAACGCCCACCGCUCCUGCACCCACACAAACGAGGAUUUGGAGCCCUGGUGGUAUGUGGACCUGGGAAGGCAGUUCCCCAUCGAUGUGGUGAUCGUGAAAAACCGUGGGGACUGCUGUGACGCGAGGCUGCGGGGAGCUGAGAUCCACGUGGGAGACUCCUUGGUUGGACACGGCAAAUUCAACCCCCUCUGUGAGACCAUCCAAGAAACCAGUCUCGGGGCCAUCAGCACCAUCCGUUGCCAGGGGCUCCCAGGGCGCUAUGUCAGCAUCCAUAUCCCCGUUCGGCGUGAAUACCUGACGCUGUGCGAAGUGGAAGUCUAUGCGAUGAAACCAGAGAUGUUACCCAUCUGGACUGGACUCCUGGCCUUGGCUCUGCUGUUUGGACUUGGAGAAGGAGAGAGCUGCCGGCCGGGGGCCCAAGACGUUGUUCGCAACGUUGCCAAAGGAUGCUCUGCUUACCAGUCCUCCACGUAUCAGCACCCAAAAAACCUGAUAGCCGAGAAGGCUGUGGAUGGGGACUGCAGUGGGAACCUGCCCCGAGAUGGCUCCUGCUCCCACACGAACGCGGACCUGGAUCCCUGGUGGUACGUGGAUCUGGGGGAGAACUACACCGUCUUCGCCGUCCUUGUGAAAAAUCGUCAGGACUGCUGUGCAGAGAGGCUCGAUAAAGCACAAGUCCGCGUGGGAUACUCCGUGGCUGCAAACAGCAAAUUCAACCCCCUCUGUGGGACCAUCCAGGACAGCAGCGCAGGCUCCAUCAGCACCAUCCAAUGCAACCAACUCGUAGGGCGCAUUGUGAGCAUCAACAUCCCCAAUGAGAAGGAAUACCUGACCUUGUGCGAAGUGGAAGUCUAUGCCAUGAAAGUGGCGGAGGUGUGCCCCUGACCGCCACCCUAGCGCUUGCAGGGCUCCGACAAGGGUUGUGGGAGUGGGUGAAGGAGGCCUUGUCAAUAAACAUCCUUCCUGGAAUAAGA
This is a messenger RNA of Anolis sagrei ordinatus, 3444 nucleotides long. The record is from RefSeq and is a predicted model, not a curated record. Lineage: Eukaryota; Metazoa; Chordata; Lepidosauria; Squamata; Anolidae.